UAGCAGAUCUAUGAAGUUUUGACAACGCGUAUUAAAUAAAAAAAAGAAAAGAAAACGAAGAGAGAAAAGAGGAGAAAAGAAAAGAAACGAAUGGGGAACGUAUAGAUUAGAUGAGAUGAUGAUGAGAAUGAGGGAGGACAGGGCGUGAAAAUCAGCCCGAGCUCUGCGGCUCUCCGCUUCUGACGGGUAUCACAGAGACAGAGGAGAGAGACGAUGGAAAAACAGUAGAGAGAGAUACGAACUCGCGUUGGGUAGAGAGAGAAAGAGGAGAGAAGAACAACGUAGGUAGAGAGAGAGAGAGAGAGAGAGAGAGAGAGAGAGAGAGAGUGGCCGUUCCAAUUCCAACGCCCCCACAACGUUUGGUUGGCGGCCAACGAGAUUGUUCGACUAUCCUUUCCCCAGAAAAUCGAGAUUCUAGAUUUCUCUCUGCGUCCUUUUUCGAAUUUUUCCCAGGUAAAAAAAAUAAGAAAAGAGCAAGAGAAUUAAUUAAAUUCUUAAUCAUACAGCUUGCAUUACCAUUUUCUCUCUCCGAAUCUCAUUCUUCUUCUGCUUCCUCGUUUUCCUCUCCCUCGGCUGUUCAUUGAUGCGGUGGUGUUCGCAGAUAUAAAGGUAAUUUAUUUAUUCCUGUAGCUCAGAUUAUUCCGAAUUAUCUUUCUUUAGUAUUUCGAAAAGAUUGAAUUUAGCCGCUGAAUAAGAAGAUGCAGCACAAUCUAUUCACCACUAUGCGUAGUUUGAAGCUUAUAGAUGGAUGUAAGGGGGGCCAAGUCUAUGCCCUGAAUCCUUCUAACCCCACCGCUGCCGCUGGUGGCGGUGGUGCUGCUGCUGUUGGUGGUGGUGGUGGUGGUGUGGGUGUGGGAGAGAAGCUUUUUCACCUCCACGACCAUCUCCGGGACAAUUCAAUUCGUUCGAUUUCGAAUCGUGGUUUCCAGAGCAAUGUUGUGGCCGAAACCCUCCUCCCUUAUGGCCUUCCUGAAACUGAUAUCUUAGAACCACAAAUCGAGCCUUGCCUGAAAUCCGUAGAUUUUAUGGAAACCCUAGCUUAUGUGUAUCGCCGCAUUGAGAAUUGUCCCCAGUUCGAGAAAUAUGGUGCUUAUCUUGAGCAAUGCGCGAUAUUCCGGGGCCUAUGCGAUCCAAAAUUGUUUCGCCGGAGCCUCAGGUCAGCGAGACAACAUGCUGUCGAUGUCCAUACAAAAGUUGUUCUUUCUGCGUGGUUACGGUUUGAAAGGAGAGAAGAUGAACUUGUUGGGUCAUCAUCCAUGGAUUGUUGUGGGCGAAAUCUUGAAUGUCCCAAAGCUAGUUUUGUGUCUGGGUAUGACCCAGAGUCGGUCCAUGAUCCCUGUGUGUGUCGGAACCCUCGGGAAGCAGCUGAAGAUGAAACACUGAUUGUGGAUGAGGAAUGUUCCACUUCCGAGGAGGAUGGUGAUAUGUCAUUUUACGUGGGGAAUGAUGAAGUGAGGUGUUCUCGAUAUAGUAUUGCUGCAUUGUCUAGACCGUUCAGAGCAAUGCUGUAUGGUGGUUUUGCUGAGUCACGGAGAGAGAAGAUAAAUUUUUCACAUAAUGGGAUAUCUGUGAAGGGAAUGAGAGCUGCUGAGGUGUUUAGCAGGACAAAAGAACUAGAUUCUUUUGAUCCAGACAUUAUUUUGGAGCUACUCUCUUUAGCAAACAGGUUCUGUUGCGAGGAGAUGAAGUCGGCUUGCGAUGCCCAUUUGGCAUCUCUGGUUAAUGACAUGGAGAAAGCUAUGUUGCUUAUUGAUUAUGGAUUGGAGGAGACUGCAUAUCUUCUAGUAGCCUCUUGCUUGCAGGUGUUUUUGAGGGAGCUCCCAAAGUCAUUGCACAAUCCAAAUGUGAGGAGAUUUUUUUGUAGUUCGGAGGCUAGGCAAAGAUUGGUUAUGGUGGGUCAUGCGUCUUUUGUAUUGUAUUUCUUCCUCUGCCAGAUAGCUAUAGAAGAUGACAUGAAAUCAAACAUAACAGUGAUGCUGCUGGAGAGGUUGGGAGAGUGUGCGACUGAAAGUUGGCAGAAGCAACUUGCAUUUCACCAAUUGGGUUGCGUUAUGCUUGAGAGGAAAGAGUAUAAGGAUGCCCAGCAUUGGUUUCAAGCAGCAGUUGAUGCAGGUCAUAUUUAUUCCCUUGUGGGUAUUGCAAGGACUAAAGACAAGCGUGGCCACAAGUAUUCAGCAUACAAAUUGAUGAACUCACUCAUCUCGGAUCAUAUGCCUGUUGGGUGGAUGUACCAGGAGCGAUCUUUAUACUGUAUUGGAAAGGAGAAGAUGAUGGAUUUGAAUACUGCAACUGAAUUGGAUCCCACACUUUCCUUUCCGUACAAGUAUAGGGCAGUUUCAAUGGUGGGCGAUAACAAAAUUGGUGCAGCUAUCUCAGAAAUCAAUAAAAUUAUAGGUUUCAGGGUCUCCCCUGACUGUCUUGAGCUGCGUGCUUGGUUUUCAAUAGCUCUAGAAGAUUAUGAAGGAGCUUUAAGGGAUGUCCGGGCACUUUUGACCCUGGAGCCCAAUUACAUGAUGUUCAAUGGGAGAUUGCAUGGAGACCACUUGGUCGAGCUGCUUCGCCAUAGCGUCCAUCAGUGGAGUCAAGCUGAUUGCUGGAUGCAGCUGUAUGAUCGAUGGUCCUCUGUUGAUGAUAUUGGUUCUCUAGCUGUUGUACAUCAUAUGCUGGCAAAUGAUCCUGGAAAGAGCCUUCUGAGAUUUCGGCAGUCUCUUCUUCUUUUGCGGUUAAACUGUCAAAAGGCUGCAAUGCGUAGUCUGCGAUUGGCUAGAAAUCAUUCUACAUCUGAGCAUGAAAGGCUUGUCUAUGAAGGAUGGAUAUUAUACGACACUGGUCAUCGUGAAGAAGCAUUAGCCAAGGCUGAGGAGUCAAUAUCCAUCCAGAGAUCAUUUGAAGCCUUUUUCCUGAAAGCAUAUGCACUGGCAGAUUCAAGUCUUGAUAAUGAGUCUUCUUUGUACGUUAUCCAGCUUUUGGAGGAAGCUCUCAAAUGCCCUUCAGAUGGUCUUCGGAAAGGACAAGCAUUAAAUAAUCUAGGAAGUGUCUAUGUAGACUGUGAUAAGCUUGAUCUUGCUGCUGAUUGUUACAUGAAUGCUCUCAACAUCAAGCAUACACGUGCACACCAGGGACUGGCUCGUGUGUACCAUCUUAAAAAUCAACGUAAAGCUGCAUAUGAUGAGAUGACAAAGCUAUUAGAGAAGGCCCGGAACAAUGCAUCAGCUUAUGAGAAACGUUCAGAAUACUGUGACCGAGAUAUGGCUAAGAGUGACCUUAGUAUGGCAACACAACUAGAUCCCCUGAGAACGUAUCCGUAUAGAUAUAGGGCAGCGGUUCUAAUGGAUGAUCACAAAGAAGCUGAGGCCAUAGCAGAGCUUUCAAAGGCCAUUACUUUCAAACCAGACAUUCAGUUACUUCAUCUUCGAGCUGCAUUCCAUGAUUCAAUGGGUGAUUAUGAUUCUACCCUCCGAGACUGCGAAGCAGCCCUUUGUCUUGAUUCCAGUCACACAGACACACUUGAUCUCUAUCACAAAGCACAGGAGCGGGGUAAUGAACAGCGGAAGUGAGAGUCAGACAGCCAGAUUUUUCUUGCUCAUUUUACAAUCUUUACAUGAGCAAUCUGAUCGUUGCCACCCAAUUUUUUGUCUUGGGUAUAGCUGAGGCCAGUACUUGUCAGUGCAAUUUAUUUUUCUGAAUUUUGUGCUGAGAAACAUUUGGUUUCUGAUUUGCCACUGCUUUUUUGGAAAAAAAAGUUUGCAGAAGAGAGGAUAGAAGAAAAGCAAGACAGCAUGUAAAUAUAUGUAUCUAUUGGGUUGUGGGUUUAAAUCAUUUGGCAAAUUACCAGUGCAAAGUACCGCUGCUGCUGUUGUUGCUGCUGCUUGGAUCUCUGGCACAGAUGGUGCUGCAAAGUAACACGAGCGGAGAAAAAUAUGUACAUGAAGUUUCAUCCUGUGACGAAGCCCACGAGUUAAAAGAGUUUGACAACUAUUGCUGAGGUUUUCCCUGUUGCAUACUCUGUAUAACAUAUUUUCCUCAUUAAGGGCAAAAACAGGGUUUCCUUAGAACUGUCUCUCUGAUGAAACAGUGUCAGAUGCCGCUCUGCAUUGUUAAUGUCUGUUUUAUACUCUGUGCCGUUCAAUUUUCUGUCUUCUCUUUAAUGUUUUAAUUUUUUUGGUAACAGAGGAGUUUGUAAGCUAUUUUAUUAACUGAUUGAGGGUGAACUUCCCACAAAGGUUAAACCAAUUUCAUUGACA
Messenger RNA from Malania oleifera, 4244 nucleotides. RefSeq names its product ethylene-overproduction protein 1. The transcript is spliced from 4 exons. Gene Ontology annotation, biological process: negative regulation of ethylene-activated signaling pathway. Lineage: Eukaryota; Viridiplantae; Streptophyta; Magnoliopsida; Santalales; Ximeniaceae. The record is from RefSeq and is a predicted model, not a curated record. Bases 699 to 3557 code for a protein of 952 amino acids. Gene Ontology annotation, molecular function: protein binding.